GUUUUCAGGUUUAGAUUUUGUAAGAUAUAUUUUCAUGUUAAUUUGAAUGCACCAGUUGCCUGUUGGCUCACGUGAUCGCAUUGAGUGCAAUAAUAUUGUGGAAAUUUUCAUGAGGAAUUGUUACUUAUGAGCAAGGAAGGAAGGGAUAAGAAAGGUUUGAAAGAAAAAGAUAUACCGCUGGAACAAGUCAUACAGACGCUUGAAGAAAAAGUACUCACUGGUGAUCGAGAGGGAGGACUACCAUCUGUGGGGGCGCGAGUGCGCGAGAUUAUAACUGAAAAUUUACAAGAACCAGAUCGAAGUGAUCGACAACGAUCAGAAGAAGACGCCAUGGCAAAAUCUUUACAGGAGGAGAAUCGGAUGUUGCAAUCUGAAUUAAACAGAGUAGAAGAUUCAUUGUCUCAAGCAAGAGCAGAAAGAGAUGAAAUUGCUAUAAAAUACAAUGCAGUCAGUGAACGUUUGGAGCAAGCUCUGAAAUUAGAAAGUGGGGAGAGAGAAAGAGAAGCGGUGGAAAACAAAUCUCUGGCACUUCAGAAUGCUGAACUCCGUCGCAAGUUGGAUGAAGAGCAAGCCUCCUAUAAAAGGAAACUGCAAGCUUAUCAGGAAGGACAGCAACGGCAAGCUCAGCUCGUACAGAAACUACAGAGCAAGGUGUUGCAAUACAAAAAGAAAUGUGGAGAAUUGGAAACCGAACUUCGAACUAUGAAGGAGGAUGCGAACGAGUCAAGAUUGGUGAUGUCUGAUACUGCUGAUCAGUUACAUUCGAGACUAGAAUCGACUGAAGCAAGGUUGAGAAGAACUGAAGAAGAUCACAGCACCACGCUAGAAGAUGCUCUCAUGGAACUUGAAAAAGAAAAACAGAGAUGCCAGAGUUUAGCUGAAGUCAAUUCAAUGCUCCGUGAACAACUGGAACAGGCGAACGAAGCUAAUGCAACUCUGAGUGAAGACGUCAAGAAAGUAACGGAAGAUUGGGAGAAGUCACGUGAUGAAUUCUCAAAGAGGGAAUCCGACUGGAAAGAAGAACAGGAGCAAUUCAGCACUUACUUCGGAGAUGAGCACAGCCGCUUGUUGGCGCUAUGGCGCGCAGUUGUUUCUAUCCGUCGCGGCUUCACGGAAUUGAAAACGACAACCCAACGUGACCUCACCAAUGCUAUGACCGAUGUACAGCGCGGAGCUCGUCAGUUACAUGCAGCCUGUUUGAACUUAAAUGCAAAUCAACGAGUACAAGACACUUCGGCAAAAGUAUCAUUGGAAAAAGAAAAAGGAGAACGCGGAGAUUUGGAAGAUCAACUUCGUUCCAAGGUGAAAGAAAUGCUUCAAAUGCAAUCUGAUUUCGAAGACGAAAAAGCGAGAUUGAACUCGAGAAUCAACGAAUUGGCGGUUGGACUUGAUAGAUCGAAAUUGAAGGUAGCAGACAGAGAUCGCGCAAUAGAGGAAUUGGAGUCACCAAGAAAACAAAUGGAAAGCACUCGCUUGGAUGAAGCACCGUCAGCCGAAGAGGAGAUUGCCCGACUCCACGCAGAGAAAUUGGCAGUUGAGCAAAGUUUGAGAGAUAUUGCGCAAACUGUAAUUGCUGAUGCUGAUUUAGCUGUGGCAUUGAGUGACAGUCCUCGUGUUGGAGCGGCAUUGGAUGAAUUGUCCGAAUCAAUGAUGGAUCUUGGACUGCAGUCUCCAAGUCGUGGACUUUCUCCUCACCGUUCACCAUCUCCCGGUCGAAGAUCCCCACGUCGUAACAGAUCUCCUGCAGUGCGUGGCGUUUCUCCUUCAUUUGCCGAUUCCACUUACAACGCUGUACAGGCAGCAUUACAGAAACGUCAACUUCAAGUACAGGAACUUCGUGCCAAACUCGAUGCCGCUCGUGAUGCAGCAUCGUCAGUCAAAAAACAACUUUCUGACAGUGAAGUCAGCAGACGAUCCAUUGAAAACGAACUGUUGGCCUUGAAGGAAGAUCUGGAUUCCACUAAACGAGCUAAGGAUGAUGCCCAGAGGGAUGCUUACAGAUACAAGUCCAGUGCUGAAGUUGUUGGAAGCGAAAAACAAGAACUUCGUCGAGUACGUCAAGAACUUCAAGCAAGGAUCGAUGCAUUACAAAGCGAAAAGGAAAAGCUACAAGCUGCUAAUGCAGAAUUGCAAAGACAGAGAGAUAACAUCGAAGACGAAAAAGACGAUUUAGUGAAGGAUUUGAUGAGAAGAGAAAAAGAUUUGUCAAGAGGUCAUAAGAUGGUUGAAGCAAUGGACGGAAAACAAUCUUCACUUCGGGAGGAACUAGUUUCUGUUAAAGAGAAGUUAAACAGAGCUUUACUCGACAAAGAAGUUAUGGAAGCAGAAAAGACUGAAGUUUCAGAAGCAUUAACAAAGGUUGAAUCGGCUAACGCUGAAAUCGAACUUGCUUUGAAUAAACUGAAAGCAGAAGAAGCAUCUUUACGUGAUCAAUUGGCAAAAAUGCAAGCUUUGAAUGAAGGUUUAGCUCAAGAUAAAGUUGAUUUGCAUAAAGUUAUCGCACAGAUGGAAGAGAAGCAUGCAGCUCUUGGUGCUGAAAAGAAUGAUUUGGCACAAGAGAAAGACUGCAUUCGUGCUGAACUUAUCAAGACCGAGCAAGAGAAAAUGGAUCUUCAUAACGAGAAACAAGGAUUGGAUCAGAGUUUACAUCUGACACAACAAAGCAGGGAACAAUUGGAACAAGAUUUGAUGAUGUUGCAUAGAGAAAAAGCUGAACUGACAGAUAGCUUGGCCCAGACUUCUAGACAACGUAAAGCACUUGACGAAGAAUUGCAGAGAGCAAAUGAAGAUUUAUUACGUCAAAGUGAUUCUAUCAACAAAUUAUCUCGCGAAAAAGAAGAAUUAACAAAAGAAAAGGCGAACUUGGUUGUUCAACUCACAGCUUGUGAAAGAGAAAACAGAACGCAGUCAGAAGAAAUUGCAGCAUUGAGAUCCGACAAGGAGGCACUUGAGACCAAUUUAUUCGACUGUCAAGCGACCGGAGGAGCACUCGAUGCUAAGAAAGAACAGCUCGAAACAGAAGUCCAAAAUAUUCAGUUGAAGAACGAGGGACUCCAAAUUGAAAUCGGGCGUCUUCGUCAAGAAAUGGAAGCUGAAGUCUCCAAAUUGGAGAGAGACAAGCAAUUACUUAACCAGAAAAUGAUUCAGCAUGAGAGAGAAUCUCAAGUUGCACUCAAAACUGAGCAACAAUCUCACGAAGAGGAUAUUGAAAAGAGUACUCGUGAGAGGGAUACUCUGCGUUUGGAAUUACAAGCCGAGAAAGAAGAAGCUCUUCAUCAAUCUAACCUUGAAAAAGAAGAAAUGAUCGCUAAAUACGAAGCAGAAAAGCAAGAAUUAAACGAAGAUAUUGAAGCUAUCAACCAGGAACACAAUGAAGCACUCAUCAUGGCCGAAGCCGAAAAACAACAAGUUCUCUGCAUGAAAGAAACAGAAAAGAAUGCUUUACAAGAAAAAUUGAAUCAAACUCUGAGAGAUUUGAGAGAACAAGAAUCGGAAUCAGAAAAACUGAGGAGAGAUGCUUUGUCAAAACAGGAACAAGAUCGGGCCACACUCAACCACAAAUCUCAAGAAUUGAAAGAUUUCCGAACUCAAUUUGAACUGAAGACAGAAGCUCAUGAACGUGAAGUCAAACAACUCAAUGAAAACAUCAAACAACUGCAAAAAAUGAGAGAAUCCGCUCUGAAAGAGGUUGAGGAGUUGAAACUCCAAUUACGUAUGGUUGAAGAUGCAAGGGAUGGAGUGAGAAGAGAUUUGAUUGAAGCACAAAGAAAGGUGAGGGAGACAGAGGAAGCACGUGAUUCUCAAAGAAAAGAAAACUUGGAGUUGAAGAGAAAUGUGAAUGACGAAGUACAUGAGAAGGAUGCGGUGCAAAAAACUAACAUGGAAUUGAGAAAUAAGGUCAAGAAAGCUGAGCAAGAGAGAAUUGCACUAAAGAGAGCCAACGAAGAGAAAGACCAGAAGAUUUCAGUAAUGGAAGAAAGCAGAUCUGGGGUACAAAAAGAAAAUGGCGAUUUGAGAGCCAGUCUUCGUGAAGUCGAGAGAAGUCGCUUAGAAGCAAGGAGAGAAUUACAAGAACUUCGCAGACAAGUUAAAAUGCUUGACGGUGAAAACAACAAGAAAUCGAAAGAACUUGAAGACUUGCAAGCCCGCGUAUCACGUGACGAGGAAAGAGAAGAAGAAUCGAGGAAGGAAUCGUUUGGAUUGAAACAGAAGAUUGUCGCUACCGAGGCGAGCAAAGAACAAGCUCUCAAAGAGAAUUCGCUUCUCACUCGCAAAUUGGCUGAAAUGGAUGAAGAAUGUAGACUCCGUGAACGCGAUUACCUUGCACAACUUGCUGAAGGUCAUCAACUAGAGAAGAGAUUGAAAGACGAUGCCAGAAAUCUUGUGAUCAAGUUGGACGGUACCGAGGAAGAGUUGGCUGAAAACAAACUAAAAUUAUCAGCCGCGGAAGGCAGGAUAACUGGGCUCGAAAACGAAAUCGUCAAAUUAGAAGGCGCCAAACGUGACGUUGAAUUUAAACUUGGAAGCCUACACAGUGCUCUGAGACGAACUUUAGGAAUUUCUAGGUUGGGCAGAACCAUGAGCCCGAUGAGAGGAAGCCGAUCUAUCAGUCCUUCACCUAGAAGACGCUCAAGAUCACCAGGCAAAGGAUAUGAUAAUACAUAUACCACAACAACUGACGGAAGAGGAACACCGAUACCAGAUACUGGAUCACCUGACCGUAGCAGAAGCAUGUCACCGGGAUUGGCUAGAUCCGGAUCUCCAUUACGAACGGAACAACUUGUCCAAGAUAUCGACCCAGAAGUAGUCCGAGCAUCUUUGAGAGAUUUCUUGCAAGAAUUGAAAGACACUCAACGCGAGAAAGAUGACGCGAAGAUAGAAGGAUCAAACCUGACCAGACAAUUGAUGGAAAUGGAAGCUGACAGGGAUCGGGCAAACCAACGUCUACAACAACUCCAGAAAUCUCUCGGAGAGGCGGAAGAAGGAAAGAGGGGUUCAGAUGGAAGACUUGCUUCUGCUCAGACCGCUCUUAUGCUCCAAGAAGAAACGAUCAGACGACAUGAACGAGAGAGGAAAACAACAACCGAAAAGCUCGCAAAUAUUGAACGAGCACUGCAAAAUGCUGACAAUGACAGACGAACAUUGCAAGACAAACUCAAUAAAAUGAAAGCAACUGAAGCACGAUGUGAAUCCGAUAAGAAAAAACUGAAAGAUUCAUUGGAAAUGAGUGAACAGAGAGCGACUAAACUUGAGCUUGCACGUAGAGCACUGGAAGGAGAUUUGCAGAGAAAUAAACUGAAUACAAAUGAUAAAGAAACUGAACUACAGGUUCUCCAAGAAAGAAACAACAACCUAGCUAGACAAAUUCAAGAUUUGGAAGGAAAAUGUACUUCGCUUCAACUUACCAUUGAUAGACUCAGUAAUGCAUUAGCUAAAACAGAGGAAGGAGAAAGUCAACUGAAAGACAGGGUCCAGUCUCUCUCGUUGUCCAUGUCAGAGAGGGACAGCACUACCAGUAACUUACAAGAGAAAAUAUCUCAACUGCAAAAACUGCUUACCGUCAGCGAACACGAUCGCCGAGUACUCCAGGAAAGACUGGAGGCCGCACGGCAAGCAGUCGCUGAUGUGAAAAAGCAAAACAAUUCACUACAAGAGAGAAUCCAAGCAGUCACUCAUGAUAACGAAGAUUCUGAAGUAAGAAGAUCUGAACUCGAAAAUCAAUUGAAGGGUCAUCAGAAACUACUCUCACAACAUCAAGAUACCGAGACAAACUCAAACGAGAGAAUUCAGAAGUUACAAGACGAAAAAAGAGUCUUACAAGAGAGAAUCACAGGCUUACAGAGAGCAAUUGCCCAACUCGACGCUGAGAAACGAGAGACCGAACGCAGUGCAGUGAGACUGGAAAAAGACAGAACUGCAUUGAAGAAAACCCUGGACAAGGUUGAGAGAGAUCGACUCAAAACAGAAGAGGAGGCAAUGAGAUUAUCUGAAAAUAGAGGACAAUUAGACCGAUCUAUCAGGGAUUUAGAAUCAGAGAUAGAAGAAGCACAUAAAACAAUACAGGCAUUGCAAGCUCAAUUAGCUGAUACAGAACAAGCUCAUGCUGGUAGAUUGAUAGAAAUUACAACAAGGCAUCGGCAAGAAUCUGAAAUGGAAAUCGACAGACUACGAACUGCACAAGUACAAGCCGAACGCACAUUAGAAGCAAGAGAGAGGGCUCAUAGACAGAGAGUAAAAGGACUCGAAGAACAGGUUUCAACAUUAAAAGAUCAGCUUUCUCAAGAAAUCAGACGUCGUCAACCAUACAGUCGAAAAUAAAGGAUAGCAUACCAUACAGACAUAACUAGAGACCAUAUGUUUAUUUAUAUACCCUGAUGGGACAAUAGAGUGCAGAUCGUAUUCGCGGCAAUAAGCAUAAAAUUAUGAUAAAAUUAAACGGGAAAUUCAAGAAAAAAAAUUUGAAAAUAAAAAUUUCAGCUACUGCCUUGAUACCGUCCUUUAAAAUAAUUUACCAAGCUGGAAUGGAUGUGCUGAAAAAAAUUUGAUUUUUCAAAAAUGACAAAUUACAAAGUUGAAAUAUUUUUUCCCAUUCACUAUUUUUUAAAAAAUGAAUUAAAUUAUUAUGGUAUACUUCUUUAAUUUUAUUGAUGCCUUUAAUAUUAACAAAGAGCCCUGAUAUUUUCAACAUGGUAUUUAUAUAUUCUUGUUAAAAACGCAGUUAUGGCUCUGGUAUGAUCACCACUCAAAAAAUGUAAAUUAGUACGUGGCACUGUACAGACUCGCUAAAAAAAACAUUAAUUCAUUUAAUUGGUUUUUUUCAAUAAUGCUUUGUAUAAUUAUGAUGAAUUUGGAUAUUAUAAAUAAUUAGACGCUAUUCUCUAUAGGAUUAUAUACUGAAACUACAUAUAAAAUUUUUGUAUAUUGUAUUUUUUUCGAUAUGAAUUUCUUACAAAAAGUAUUUUAGCCGAUCAAGCGUGAUAUGUACAUAACAAAGUUAUUGGUCGAAAUUAGUUCCUAUAACAAAUUCUUUUUUACGCUUGGUAUACGCAUGAUCCACCCUGGAUCCAGAUAUAUUUGCACGAUAAAACUAGCAUACUGCUAUCUUGCACGCUUUAUUUCCGUAUGUAGGCACGUUAUUGAGAUAAAAAAAAAUGUAAAUUUAUAUUAUUUUCUAAUUCCACCGUAAUUUAGAAUAUUGAUUUUGAAAAUCAAGAAGAUUUUCCGAAUAUUUUUAUUAGUACUAACAAAAACACUAUUCCCAUUAUACUUUUUUCUUAUACAUUUAUACUACCCACUUUCUUCAAAUUAAUUUAUGUUAUGAAUCGGCCGAACAUGGUUUGCCGUUUUUGGGAGGGAUAUGUAUGGCCAAUUGAUGACUGGAAAAUUUACAGAAAAAUUAUUUUAAUUCAUAUCCGGUUGUUCUUUGGCCAUACAUACCCAUACUUUGGUCAUAAAAUCAAGGGAAUAUAUUUUGAAGCUUAUUUCAACUCAUUUCGUCAGCCACGCUUGUUUUAUGGAUUUUGAUAUACAUAUCAAGUGUGGCCGAUUAAUAUGAAGUUGAUUUGUACAUAGCCAAUAGAAAAUUAGAAAAUCAAUUUUUGUUUUAUGUUGUAACGAACACAACUGUGAUACGACAACAUCCUUUUUUAUAUAUGAUCAUGCAUGACCAGUUCAUUUUGAGCACAAUUUACGAUCGUUUUGAACAGAAAUUUCAAAAUUUUAUACCUUCUGAAAAUCAGUAAUUCACUGUAUUAUUUUUUCUCAAAAUUCGUAGUUUUCGUAAGAUUUAGUGGAUGAAUACAUUUUAUAUUGAAGCAUUGUGACGUCAUGAUGGCGAUCUACUUUGUUGACGACAAAUUGUAGAUAAAUAUUAAAACAAAAUUGUUGUUCUUCUUUCCGCUGUUGUUGUUAUUAUUGUUAUAACUAUUAUAAAAAAUGUUCUUGUAUCGUAUUUUCUACCCCCAUUAUUAUUUUGUGUACCGUAUAUUUUGUAGAAAUGAAAUAAAUCACUAUUUUCGAUUA
This is a messenger RNA of Styela clava, 8022 nucleotides long. RefSeq lists its product as uncharacterized. The record is from RefSeq and is a predicted model, not a curated record. Lineage: Eukaryota; Metazoa; Chordata; Ascidiacea; Stolidobranchia; Styelidae.